This is a messenger RNA of Paralichthys olivaceus (Japanese flounder), 1150 nucleotides long. RefSeq lists its product as uncharacterized. The record is from RefSeq and is a predicted model, not a curated record. NCBI's taxonomy places the organism in Eukaryota, Metazoa, Chordata, Actinopteri, Pleuronectiformes, Paralichthyidae.
CCAACCCCCAUUGCGCAAAUUAACCUUUAGGUAAAGUGGCCGCUCGGUUACAGGCUGAGUGAGAAAGUGCACAAACCCAGCGGAUCUCAUCGACCACCAUGGCCUCCGCACCCUCCGCCUCUGCCCUGUCCGCGGUCCUCCGGUGCAGAGGGAAUAUCUGGGCCAGGAAUCCGCCGACCAAGCGGCCUGCCUCCGCCGGGUACAGCCUCGGACUGGCCGCCGGCGCGCGGCGCGACCCUCCGGCUGAGCGCCACCGGGCCAACCAGCCCUCAGCGCGGGAGGCGUGGGAGCGGGUGGCGGUCGGAGGGAGGCUGAGUGUAACGUGUGCGUCCCCGCAGGAGGAUGGCGAAGUGUCGAGAGGGAAAGAUUUCAACGAGAUCAAUAAAUCAUAUUGUCCAGAACUGUCCCCCGGGGGCGCGCGCUCCUUUACGCCCGGAGUCCAAACCGCGCUGGUGCGUUCACUGACGCACAAACUGAAAUCGAACCUGCCUGCGACACAUACAUGUUCCAAGUUGAUCCGAAUGAUCGAAUGUGAAACAUACGCUGCACACAUCUGUAACUUUUUCCCCGGGAAGGACAGCAGCGAGUCCCCGUCUGGACUUUUGAAAGUUUCCAUAACGUCCCCGUGUUUUCUGGAGAAUCGAACAGGACAGUUGUCUCUGGCGGUGACCAAGUGUCCCUGCUCGUCUCUGACUGCUCUGCUGUCCCUCUGCAUGUGUGUGAGGCUGCUGGUGAUGAGGAGGUCUGAUGAGGCACCUCCGAGCCCCCAGGAGGAGAAAAGCCCGAGUGAAGACCUGCAGGAAAAUGGACAGAUCCUCAGUCCCACAUCUCUCACCUCCUCUGAGGACAACUGUGGACGGAGGGUCACAGAGGACACACCUGACUGAGGGGGGGGGGGGGGGGGGGGGGGGUCACACUGUGAACCUUAUUUAUUGAUUUGUACUUCACAGUACACAACAUCUGGACUUCAACCCAGCUCUCAAAGAAAACAGCUGGUUGUUUGCAGGGUAGUUCUUGUUCAUGUAGCUGCUGAAGGUUUCAUUCAGGCCUCCUGCUGGAGUUUACCCUGAAUAUACAAUAUAAAUAUUGAAGUCUGGGCAAAAACUGUCAAAGCUGUUUUCUGUACAUGUGGAAGGAUAAUAAAAAAAUA